Messenger RNA from Rhopalosiphum maidis (corn leaf aphid), 3276 nucleotides. RefSeq lists its product as uncharacterized. NCBI's taxonomy places the organism in Eukaryota, Metazoa, Arthropoda, Insecta, Hemiptera, Aphididae. The coding region runs from base 178 to 3276 and encodes 1032 amino acids. The transcript is spliced from 13 exons. Gene Ontology annotation, molecular function: UDP-glycosyltransferase activity. The record is from RefSeq and is a predicted model, not a curated record.
UGUAGAUAGGUAGACAAAGACAAUUAUAAAUAAAUGUAUUAAUUAAUCAUAAUAUUAUAUAGUUAGUCCAUUCCAUAAUAUCAGUUCUAGUGCAACGGCGUUCAAGUUAGUAAACUAAGUAUAGCGACGGUACAUUUAUAGGCAUCGGACUGCGACAUCUACUACGGCCGCGUGAAGAUGAACGCGCCCUGGUGCAUGGCGACCCUGGCGGUUGGCGUGCUGACGUUGGGACGGUACUACGGCGGUGCAGACGGCGCGAGAAUUCUGGCUAUGAUGCCGAUUGCGGCCAAGAGCCAUUGGAACGUGGUGGACUCGGUGUUGCAGACGCUAGUGGCCCGCGGACACCACGUCACGGCCAUCACGCCGUUCCCCAAGAACCGACCGGUGGCCAAUUACACGGAAGUGGACAUGUCUCGUUUGGUACCGUCGGGCGUCAGCGUGCCCUGGGACACGGUGAUGGGCGAAUGUUCGGCGCACAACAACCUGCCGUUUCUCUCGGGUCGUCACAAGGACAUGUGCCGGGCGGUGUACGAGCACGACGAGUUUUGGCGCACCGUUGAAACGAAUAAAUAUGACUUGUUUAUUACCGAAUUACUUGCCUCGUCGUGUGAUGCAUAUGUGUCGUAUUAUUUAAAAAUACCACAGAUAGUCAUUGUCUCGAGCCAUGUUCAUACAUGGUACCAUAGUACGUUCGGUAGUCACAUGAACCCCGCGCACAUUUCCACGUACCACGCGUCGUACGCAGUACCCACAAACAUCAUACAGAGAAUGGUGAACACAUACGACUACUUGUACUCACAUGUGGUGUUCAAAUGGGUCGACAGGGAAUCAACGGCCAUCGGUAGAAAAUAUUUCGGUUCUGACGCACCAGAUGCUGACACCUUAAUGAAAAAUUCGUCAUUAGUAUUUGUCAACGGGCAUUAUACCGUAGACUUGGCAAAGCCACUACUACCUAAUUUUGUGAACAUAGGUGGAAUACAUUUAGUACAGCCAAAACCACUGCCCAAAGAUAUUGAACAGUAUAUCGAUAAUUCUCCAGAUGGUGUUAUAUUCUUUACGUUAGGAUCUGUAAUUCAGUUGGAAACAGCACCAGCAUAUUUGCAGAAAACGUUCGUUGAAGCAUUGAGAGAAAUACCUCAAAGAGUACUGUGGAAGUACGACGUUCCAAACAUAGAAAACUUACCGAAAAAUGUUAAAAUAGGAAAAUGGUUUCCCCAGAGAGAUAUAUUAGAACAUAAGAAUGUUAAAUUAUUUAUAUCUCAUGGUGGUAUGUCUGGCAUCUACGAAGCCAUAGAUAGUGGAAUACCUGUACUUGGUAUUCCUCUAUUUUUUGAUCAAUCACACAAUGUUGCUAACAUAGCUCAUUGGGGUGCAGGCUUAAUGUUAGAUCACAAAACGUUGACCAAAGAUAUAUUUGUGAAUGCUAUCAAAGAAAUGACAACUAACUAUAACAAAUACAAAUUAAAAGCGAUGGAACUUUCCAGAAGAUUUAAAGACCGACCGAAUACACCAAAAGAAGAAGUAAUAUAUUGGACAGAAUAUGUAAUAAAACACAAAGGUGCACAUCAUUUAAAAACAGCUGCUUUGAAAUUGUCUUGGUAUCAAUAUUUUUUAAUUGAUAUUCUAAUUACCAUUGUAUUAAUUUUCUUAGUUAGUUUAAGUAUUAUUAUUUUUUUAUUUAUCGAUAGGCUCGUAUGUUAUUAUUGUAUAAUAUUUCAAAUGAAUUUUACCAUAGUUUUUUUAAAUGUAUACUGUAUAAUGACUGUUGUUAAUGGAGCUCAAAUAUUUGCUUUCGUACCGAUAUAUGGACAGAGUCAUUGGAACGUCAUGGAUGCUGUAUUACAAACUCUCGUGUCUGCUGGCCAUAAUGUUACUGUUAUAACCCCUUUUAUAAAAAAAGAAAAAAUUGAAAACUAUACUCAGAUAGAUUCGUCUUUCUACAUGACACGGUCAGCAUCGGCACCCUUUAAGAACAUUGUUGGAUCUGAUGGUAUUCAAUAUUUAAUCGAAACACAUCUCAUUUCAUGUGAAGCUAUUUAUAAGUGUAAAGAUUUCUGGACCGUGCUCGAAUCCAAAAAGUAUGACCUUUUCGUCACACAGUUGUUGGGCUCAGGUUGUGAUUCGUAUAUAGCCUACAAACUGCAAGUUCCGAUGAUUGCCGUUACAACAUCUGCCAUGCCGACAUGGUUAAAUGGCGAGUUUAGUAAUCCUUUGAUUACUUCGUACACGUCCACACUAAACGUAGCGAUGGCGAGUCCUAAAACAUUUUGGGACCGUUUUUUAAAUACUUACGAUUACUUAAAGUCAAUUAGUAAAAGUUGGUGGUACAAUCGCAAAGCAACGAUAAUCGGCAGAAAUUAUUUCGGCAAAGAUGUGCCGGAUUCUUACACGUUAAUGAAAAAAAUAUCAUUAGUAUUCGUCAACAGUCAUUUCUCUUUCAACCUACCCAGGCCUUGGAUACCAAAUCUUAUAGAAAUUGGAGGUAUUCACGUAACUGAUCCCAAACCAUUACCAAAAGAUAUACAACAAUUUCUUGACGACGCUCCAGAAGGAGUAAUAUAUUUCUCAUUUGGAUCCACUGUAAAAAUGGAUUCACUUCCGGCGAAAAUGCAAAUUUCGUUACAAGAGGCAUUUGCUGAACUACCACAACGGAUACUAUGGAAGUAUGAUGGUGAAGUAAUGGAAAAUCAACCAAAGAACGUCAUGAUCAAAAAAUGGUUUCCCCAAAGAGACAUAAUGGCACAUUCAAAAUUAAAACUAUUUAUUUAUCAUGGCGGAUUAUCUGGUAUAAAUGAAGCCAUCAUCAAUCAAGUACCUAUACUUGGCAUACCAUUAUUUAGUGAUCAACAUAGAAACAUAGCGAACGCAGUAUUCUUGGGAAUAGGUUUAAGUCUAGACUAUAAAACAAUAGAUAAAGAUUCAGUUCUAACUGCCGCUAAAGAAAUUAUCAACAACCAAAAGUACAAACAAAAUGUUCAAGAGUUAUAUAAGAUGUUUAAAGAUCGGCCAAUGUCUCCGGAUAUGCUAGUUACAUAUUGGACCGAGUAUGUAAUUAAACAUAAUGGAACUGAACACAUUAAUCCUGCAUCAAACGACAUGUUUUGGUAUCAGUAUCAUCAGUUAGAUGUUAUAUUGGUCAUCAUAUUAGUUUCAAUUAGCUUAUUAAUCAUUGUGUUAUAUACUUUAAUAAUAAUUAAACGUUCAAUUGUUAAAUGUUUUCAUUUGAAACAAAUUAAAAGAUUUACCGGCACUAAAAAUACCAAAUCAGAUUUCUAA